Theileria equi strain WA is the source of this 1236-nucleotide messenger RNA. RefSeq lists its product as hypothetical. The coding region runs from base 1 to 1236 and encodes 411 amino acids. Gene Ontology annotation, cellular component: nucleolus. The record is from RefSeq and is a predicted model, not a curated record. The transcript is spliced from 6 exons. Gene Ontology annotation, molecular function: GTP binding. NCBI's taxonomy places the organism in Eukaryota, Apicomplexa, Aconoidasida, Piroplasmida, Theileriidae.
AUGGUAAAGCUAAAGAAGACAUCCAAAAGGCAGGAACUCUCGAGAAAGUACAAUAUCCAGCGCAUGGUAUCGGCGCACAAGAAAAAGAUUCGCAAACUGGCCAAGAAGGGUGAACACAUUGUUCCAAAGAGGAAGAUUCCAGAGAUUCCAAACUGCAUAUUCAAAAAGGACAUCCUUGAGAACUUGAAGAGGAGCAAGGAGAUUGUGGAGAAGAAUAAAAAGGCUAAAAAUGGACAGCCAAAAGUUGAGGAACUUGCAAAGCAACUUGAUAAGAAAAUUAUAUUCCUUCUAAACAAGGCCGACCUGGUUCCAAAAAACGUAUGCCUUGAGUGGCUCGAGUACUUUAGGGCAUUUUAUCCUACUCUCAUUGUAAAGACUAGACUGGCAAACUAUGGACGUUUUAAUUUUUUCAAUGUUGGAAACACGCAGGAUAUUCCAGAGUAUAUUCUAAAGAGCUCAUCUCAUCUCAUUGGAGUCACAAAUUUGUACGACAUACUCUCAAACUAUUCCAGAUGUGACGACUCUCGACAGAAUAUUGUUGUUUGCGUUGUAGGAUAUCCAAAUGUCGGAAAGUCUAGUUUAAUAAAUAGCUUGUUGCUUUUGAAAUCUCAUAGAAAUGUAAAGGGUCACAAGAGACUGAAUACAAUAUCUGCAGAGUUUGGAUCGACAAAAAAGACACACUGCAACCAGAUUGACAAGUAUAUUCAGGUUUAUGAUACUCCAGGUAUUAUUUACAAUGACACUGGAAAUCGUAUAACGAUAUAUAAUGAAAUCAGCAAGGGUGGGAUUAGUGAUCCUAUUGAUACAUUUUCGAGGCUUUUUAGACAUAUUCAGAAUAAUGAAUAUGUAUCGCGAGUUUUAAAUCGACAAGCCAGCUCCAGCUCUGGCCAAUCGCAGGACGUGGAUAUGGAACCCCAAGGGGUUGAUCAUUGUAUGAUAUUUCUUUCAAACUUUGCUAUUAUGAGGGGAAAACUUAGAAUUGGUUCUCCUGAUUUGAAUGCAGCUGCAAUUUGUUUUUUCGAAUCCCUUUCCAAGGGCCACCUUCAGUAUUUUGCAUUACCAAACGUGGACGGAUUACACCUCGUGGAGUUCAAAAAGGCGCAAAGGGAGGUUCACGAAAAGGAGUUUAAAUAUACGAGAGAGAAGCCUCCAGAGAGCAAGCUUGGGAUAUUGAACAAAAAGAGGAAAAAGGAGGCAAAGAAGAUGAGAAAGCUCAUGGAUAGUUUAAUACAUUAG